Geodia barretti is the source of this 427-nucleotide messenger RNA. The record is from the annotation of a GenBank genome assembly. Lineage: Eukaryota; Metazoa; Porifera; Demospongiae; Tetractinellida; Geodiidae.
GUCACAGUCAGAGUGUGGGUGUACUGUGCAGUCACUGGGUCAUUCAACACAGUCUCAUUUUGCUCUCCAGUGAUAUUGACAUUGUCUCUGGUCCAAGUGACAGUGGUAGCAGGUCCACCAGUGGAGAUACAGGUGAGGGUCAGCUGGCUAGGGUCAAAUGUCACUCCUCCAGAUAUCGAGAUGUCUCCUACAGUAAAGAACCAAAGCCUAAGGGUCCUAAUUGCUAAUCAGCGAAACAUAGUAACGUUAACUAUCCGAUGUCUAACAAGAAAUGGAAGUAGCUAAUAAUUAAAUUUACCUCCACUGGCAGUAUACAGUCCCACAUAGACUGUGUCUCUCACUGAGAUGUCAGUAUCAUCAUGGACAGCAACAGUUGGAAUAUCACAGCGAUAGAUACCAGUUGGUGAGUUAGCAUUGUUCCUACGAC